GUUGAUGCAGCGCGCCCGCAACGCACGCCGCGCUGGCCAGGUACGGGACUUCACGAGAGAGUCCUAUCAUCGGAGGCCAUUGAGUAGCCCAAAGAAGGGCUGCCCAGAACCAGGCCAAGGGGUUGCAACCCAAGAAUUGGGCAGCACAGCCAGUACUACAUGAAGCUCCUCCUCGCACUAGCCACGGCGGCGACGGCCGUCCGCGGCGACCGGGUCGACGUGUUCUUGGCCUCGGACCGCAUGGCAGCGUCGGCGGCAGUCUUGAACUCGGUCUGUGAUAACAGCCAGCCGACCGCGUUGCGCCUUCACCUCCUCGCACCCACAAAAGAGGCCGCUCAGACGCUCGCGACGGCAACAGAAACGGCGUGCGACGGCGCGGUCGUGCUGCCGUACGGCCUCGCGGAGUUUGAAACGCUAGUCCGGACGCGCGUCGGCGAGGAGCCCAUGUGGACGACGGCGCUCUCUAAGGUCGAGCGGUCGAAAUCUACGUACGCCGUACCCGUCGCGCCCUGGGACCGCGACGAGAAGCAUACGUCGCCGUACAACCACGCCCGCUUCUACGCGCCUCAACUCAUCGAGGGAGAGACGCUCGUGAUGCUCGACGACGAUGUCAUCGUCCAAGGAGACGUCACGACCUUGACCACACGAAAUAAGGCCGUGGCGGCCGGUUGCCAACAGUGGUACGUCGGGCACGAGGGUGAGUUCAAGUCCUCGACGGAUUUGACGUAUGCGGACGUGCCCUACUUCGGCUUUGGCGUUUUGUCGGCGGGCGACGACCCUAGCUGCUCGCACGAGGGCGCCACGGAGUGCGUUCCCGGCGACGCGCGGCAGUGGUUCGCCGAGGUGGCGCGCACCGACCAAGCCGUCGCGAGGCGCGCAUCGUGGCCGCGGUUCCUCCGGCGCCUCGCCGCGAUCGGCGACGACGCGUUCCCGGCGGACCCUUCACCUGACGAGGGGAACGCGUUCGUCGACGAGUUAUACAACACCCGCGCUUGGAACUUUGGGCUCGUGGUGAUCGAUCUCGACACGUGGAAGCAGCACCAGCUCACGGCGAAAUAUCAUGGCUGGCUCGAGGCCAACUACCGGCGCGAGUUCUGGCCUAGCGACUCCCUCGCGUUCGGGCUGGGCCUGCCAUUUUUAGCUUUGAGGGGCGAGGUCGAAUGCUUCGAAGACAAUGAUGACGUGCGCUUCGAGCAAGGUCUCGGCGUCACGCCGUGGGUCUACGCGGACCGCGACACGAAAACUCUGGACGACGCCUUUGCUUUACAUUGGAAUGGCAAUAGAAAACCAUGGGACAUGGAUAGGUGCGACGACGCCACACGGCCCUACUUCUUACGCUACCUCGCGCGGUCCCCGGGACUCUACGGCGGCCACGUCGCGGAGAGUGGGGGCGACUACUGGGCGGCCUGCGCGCCGCCGCCGCCGCGCUACCACGGUUUCCGGUUUCAGCGAAAGCUCUACGGCGUGAAUUCCGUCGAUGGCACGGCCUGGGCGACGUACGCGGACGCAUACGUCUGGGCGGAAGACUUCUACCGCUACGACCUCGACCGCUCCGCGAGCAACAUCUCGGACUGCGUCGCCCACUGCCGCGACCUCUUCCCGGACGUGGCGGGCGGCGGCACGCUGGCGUGCCCGCGGACCAAGCUCGAGCUGGAGUUGCUGAGAGACCGCUUCUGGCAGCCGGACUGGUGGGGCUGGACGGGCCACUUUUCCGGCGGCGGCGCGGGCGCCGCGUCGUUCAACAGCUGCCCCGGCGACAACGGCACCGUCGUCGCCGCCGACACCGGCAUGUGGGGGACUGCGGACGACGGCGGCGGCUGCGCCAUCUCCGAGCGGUGCACCGUGCUGGUGGACAACGAGUGGAAUACGAAGAAGAAGUGCUGGGACAACGGCGAGUGCAAGAAGUGGAAGACAGGCUGGAUCAACCGCAAAGAGGCCCUCGACGACAAGAGUUGCGGCACCGGUCGCUACCCCCUGCCGCCGCCGGCGACGAUGAAGUCGGAGAAGGACCACCCGGACGGCGGGAAGCUGGACGUCCGCGUGAAGUACGGCCACCGCCGCAACGUGUGCCUCUGCGAGAAGACGCCGCCCGCCACCUACGACCCGGCGGCCCUCGAGCUUUCCUCGCCGGGCCUCGCGGCGGGGUCCGUCGCGCUCGCCUGCGACGACAUGGUUGCCAAGCACUUCAAGUACGAAAAGAUGCCGAACACCUGGGCCAAGGACAACUGGUGGGUGAUUCUCAUUUGGGUCAUCUUCGGGGGCAUUAUAUGCGGCUCCUUGAUUGCGAGGAAGGCACGCAAAGGCGCCUCCGCGCCGGUGGCGCCCGCGGUCGCGGGCGGCGCGGGCGGCCAGCCCGUCUACGCGGCGACGGUCGUGCGUCGCAUGUAACUAUAACAUAUCUUA
Molecule: messenger RNA, 2403 nt
Organism: Pelagomonas calceolata
Lineage: Eukaryota; Pelagophyceae; Pelagomonadales; Pelagomonadaceae
Source: the annotation of a GenBank genome assembly